UUUUGAAGACAGAUAUUUGUCCUUUAUUGGAUACCGUACACCAGAGCUCGGUAAAAGUAGCUGAUUGGCUGCUGUUCUCACAGCCAAAACACAACAGAAAUUAUUCUAGCUACGAACGUGAAGUACAGACAGAAUCAUGAGUCUCAGAAAGCAGACCCCCAGUGACUUUCUGAAGCAGAUCAUUGGCAGACCAGUUGUGGUCAAGCUCAACUCUGGAGUGGAUUACAGAGGUGUCCUAGCCUGUCUGGAUGGCUAUAUGAACAUUGCAGUGGAGCAGACAGAGGAGUAUGUCAAUGGCCAGCUGAAGAACAAGUAUGGUGACGCCUUCCUGAGAGGAAACAAUGUGUUAUACAUCAGCACCCAGAAGAGGAAGAUGUGAUGCAGAGGAUUUGUCCCUUUUUUAAUUUGUAUUAUCCCGGACGUUGUUCCAGUUGAUUAUGUUAUAUGAGAACAUUGUUUUUCCUAUUGUUUAAUGUCUCUGAGCUGAAUAGUGUUUAGUUUUUUGUAAAAAGGAGAACAAUCCAAUAAAUGUUUUUGGAAGUUUAA
Oncorhynchus mykiss (rainbow trout) is the source of this 546-nucleotide messenger RNA. RefSeq names its product U6 snRNA-associated Sm-like protein LSm6. The record is from RefSeq and is a predicted model, not a curated record. Gene Ontology annotation, molecular function: RNA binding. Gene Ontology annotation, biological process: mRNA splicing, via spliceosome; maturation of SSU-rRNA. Gene Ontology annotation, cellular component: nucleolus; U4/U6 x U5 tri-snRNP complex; P-body. Lineage: Eukaryota; Metazoa; Chordata; Actinopteri; Salmoniformes; Salmonidae.